AUGGCCACCGCCAGAACCCAAGACGACAUCACCAUCAUCCACCUCAGCGCCGCCGAACUAUCGACACAGAAACUCAGCUCACACAAUCUACAAGCGGGCGUCGAAGCCCUACACCGCGACGGAAUCCUCGUUCUCGACAACGCCGUCUGCACCACACACCUAGACAAACUCAACGCGCGCAUGGUGCCCGAAGCACAGGCACUCUACUCUAAGACCACCACGCACCGCAACUUUGGCUCGGCCACGGGCAAUAUCCAGCAAGAACCUGUUUUGGAACAGGGCUACAUAUUCGACGAUAUCAUAGCCAAUCCGUUUGCAGUCGCCGUGGUGGAAUGCAUGCUGGGACCCAAGCCAGCGCUGCGUUUCCAUAGUGCCAACACAGCCUUCAAAGCCACGGACCGCCAACCACCGCACAUCGAUAUCGAUUUUGAUUUCCCCGCGGUGCCGUUUGGAUUCUGCGUGAAUGUGAAUCUCGUAGAUUCCUCGCCGGAGAAUGGCGCGACGGAGGUGUGGCCAGGCACGCACACGUCGACGACGAACAAGGUGCUUGAGCAGGACAGGCUAGCAAUCAAGCAAGAUCUAAUCGAGGCUCGACGAAAAACCAGGCCACCGGUGCAGCCUUCUUUGCCCAAGGGUUCGUUGAUAAUCCGUGAUUUUCGGCUGUGGCAUGCUGGUAUGCCGAACCAUACAGAUGAUCCGAGGGUUAUGAUUGUCACGGUGCUGUUUCCGUCUUGGUACCGGAGUAAAUUGGAGAUUGUGUUGCCUCGGAGUAUCGAGGCUAAGGUAAAUUGGGGCUCGGUCGAUCCCAAGGUUAACUGGGUUCCUGAUGGAUAUGACUAUCUACAGGGAGCUCACGAUCACGAUUUUGUCUUGUUACCGUAG
This is a messenger RNA of Talaromyces rugulosus, 882 nucleotides long. RefSeq lists its product as uncharacterized. The transcript has a single exon. The record is from RefSeq and is a predicted model, not a curated record. The coding region runs from base 1 to 882 and encodes 293 amino acids. Lineage: Eukaryota; Fungi; Ascomycota; Eurotiomycetes; Eurotiales; Trichocomaceae.